Molecule: messenger RNA, 2597 nt
Organism: Callorhinchus milii (elephant shark)
Lineage: Eukaryota; Metazoa; Chordata; Chondrichthyes; Chimaeriformes; Callorhinchidae
Product: N-acetylglucosamine-6-sulfatase
Exons: 14
Coding region: 232-1746 (504 amino acids)
Biological process (GO): glycosaminoglycan metabolic process
Molecular function (GO): glycosaminoglycan binding; N-acetylglucosamine-6-sulfatase activity
Source: RefSeq, a predicted model, not a curated record
UCCUGGGGCAGAGAGUCCGAAAGUUAAGAGAGAGUUUAGGAGAGUUAGGUUCAAAGUGUGUGCGUGGUGGGGGGGGNAAGCGGAUUGAAGAGCAGGCAGUGGGCACCAGCUGCUCACCACCUCCAGCAAACACCUGGCUCUUCCCUACCCAUCCCUCACCUGCCUCACCCGGUCCUGUCCCACCUUACGAACGGUGGAGUUAGUUGACUGACUCUUAAGCUGAGGGACAAAAUGAAAUCGCCUCUGGUAACCUUGUUACUGCUGUGCUGUCAGGCGGGACAGCAUCUGUGUGCCCUCAAGAACAUCCUUCUGAUCCUGACUGAUGACCAGGACUUGCAGCUGGGAGGGAUGACUCCCAUGAAGAAGACUCAGGCAUUAAUUGGGAAUGAAGGAGCUACGUUUACCAAUGCAUUCACAGCCACCCCACUGUGCUGUCCCAGUCGCAGUAGCAUCCUAACCGGACAAUAUCCUCACAACCAUCUGGUGCGUAACAACUCGGUGACUGGGAACUGCAGCAGCUUGCAGUGGCAGAGGGCGAUGGAACCUCAGGCUUUCUCCGUCUACCUUAAGAAGCGAGGAUACCAAACCUUCUACGCAGGCAAAUACCUCAACAAGUACGGACAUCCCUCUGUGGGUGGCACAGCCCAUGUCCCACUGGGCUGGGAUCAUUGGCAUGGACUGGUGGGAAACUCCAGGUAUUAUAACUACACUCUGUCUGUGAACGGGAAGCAGGAAAACCACGGAGAUGCCUAUGAAAAGGACUACUUGACCGAUCUCAUAGCGAACCGUUCGGUGGAUUUCCUGGAAACACGGCGUCGCUCUGCUCCUUUCUUCAUGAUGUUGUCCACUCCAGCCUGCCACUCUCCCUGGACAGCGGCCCCACAUUACAGCAAGUCCUACAGCACGACCAAAGCUCCUCGUCACGGCAGCUUCAAUCUUCACGCUAAGGAUAAACACUGGCUGCUACGGCAAGCUAAAACCCCGAUGAAGAACACUUCCAUCCAAUUCCUGGACAAUGUCUUUAGAAACAGGUGGCGAACACUGCUGUCUGUGGAUGAUUUGGUGGAGAAGGUCAUCAAUAAACUGCAGCAAGUGGGGGAGCUGAAUAACACCUACAUCUUCUAUACCUCUGACCACGGCUAUCACACAGGCCAGUUCUCGCUCCCCAUUGAUAAGCGACAACUGUAUGAAUUUGAUAUCCGUGUCCCCCUGCUCGUACGAGGGCCGAACAUCAAACCGAAGCAGACUAUAACGGCACCUAUACUGAAUAUCGACCUGGCUCCCACCUUCCUGAAUAUCGCUGGCUAUGAUGUACUGGGAACCAAUAUGGAUGGCACCUCAUUCCUCCCUCUCUUGAAUUCAUCGCACGGUAAAAUUCGCUGGCGUUCUGACUUCCUGAUUGAAUACACUGGGGAAGGCAGUGAAGACAAGGACCCUAAGUGCCCUAAUGUGGGACCUGGCAUGUCUGAAUGCUUUCCUGACUGUGUGUGUGAGGAUUCCUUCAAUAACACAUACGCUUGUGUGCGAACACUCUCUAGCACUAACCUGCAGUACUGCGAGUUUGCAGACAAUGAGACCUUCGUAGAAGUCUAUAACUUGACGUCUGACCCCCAUCAGCUGAAGAAUAUCGCUAAGACAGUGAACCCCUCACUGCUGGUGAAGAUGAACCAGCGGCUAAUAAAGCUGGAGUCCUGCUCUGGGUAUGACUGUCGUAUCAUCCAGAGAGAGGCCGAACCCAAGGCUUAAUGAAGGGGAUGGAACGAAGAGUUGCUCAGUGUCUCGGCUGCUCUCUGGGAAUUGAUGUUUGAAUGUGAAGCACCAGCCUUAAUCCAGGGGAAAGAUUAGCUGUAACCUGAAGCCUGGGACUGUAGCCGUGACAUUCUCAAUUGACCAAAUGAUGUGCAAUACCUUAAAAGUUCAGGAAUAAUGUGAAUAGAAUACGGAGAAAUAUUCCUUCCAUCUCAAACCGACAGCCAAGCAAGCGGUGAGAAGGAUUGUGACUGAGCCGCCCAAUUUUGAGUGUGGACAGUCCCUGCCACCUAUCACUUUCUCUGGCUUCGCUGGUCGAUGUUGAGAAAAUGCUUCGCGUACUUUGCGUUAGUUUUUUGUAGCCUGGAAACGGUUUACUGGCUUCCAUUGUUGAGUAACUGUGGGUGAUUUCGAACAAUGAGGGUUUCCCUCUCAUUGAUGCAAUAACCUUCUACUCAGAUUGGGCUAACUACAGGCCGGGAGGAAACUAAUAUGCAGUAUUCCAGGUUACAAUUACCUGAGCCCGCUAAAGGUUUUUUUUUGCUUUGAUUUUUUUUGUUGUUGGGUAGUGUUGGAAACUGCUUUAAUGCUCAGAUCAUUCAUGUUGUGGUGCAGCCAACCAUAAAUGGCUCAUUUGCUCAUCGCCUUUUCUUGUGUAUGUGAAAGAAAAUGACUUAGACCAAAGGCCUUAUUUACUGCAGUAAAGAAGGCUCCAUUCAUCUGGCCCGCCCGCUCCCUGCAUAAAUGUUAUGUUUCUGGAAGGGAAGCACAAAAAUAUAGCUUGUGCGGCCCAAGAAUAUUUCUCAAAUAGGGCAUCUGGUCCUCAGCAGCCAAAAAGUUGGACUCCC